CAUUCAUCCCACCAUAAAUUCCCUCCUCCGACUUCUCUUCCUUCAAGGACCACGCCUCCAUUUUCCCAAACACAAAAGAUGGCGAUAAUGAAGCUUCUUUUGCUGGUCCUCUGCUAUUCCAUUCUCACUACUUCAGCUCAGUCGCCGGCCACCGCGCCUUCACCCUCAUCCGCCCCCACUGAUAUCAUCAGGAUCCUCAAGAAGGCGGGAGGGUUCACCACCCUAAUUCGUCUCCUCAAAACCACCCAAGUCUAUACUCAAAUAAACUCCCAACUCUUGAACUCCAACAAUGGCAUGACCUUCUUUGCACCCACUGACAAUGCCUUUGCUAGCCUCAAACCUGGAUUCCUCAAUUCCCUCGAUGACCAGCAGAAGACCGAGCUCAUUCAAUUUCACUUGCUGGCCACAUUUGUUGCCAUCUCCAAUUUUGAUACUCUGAGCAACCCAGUGAGAACACAAGCCGGUGAUGAUCCUAACAGGCUGGCAUUGAAUGUGACGAGUUCCGGAAACCAAGUGAAUAUGACAACGGGCGUUGUUAAUACAACUAUAGGUGGUACUGUGUAUUCUGAUCAUCAGCUUGUUGUUUAUCAGCUGGACCAGGUGCUUCUUCCUCGAGACUUCUUCGUUCCCAAGCCUCCCCCACCGGCACCGGCACCGACUUCUAAGAAGAAAACUGCGGAUGUUCCAGCUCCUCAAGCGGAUGACGCUGCUGCUCUGAGUUUGAAACAUAGGAAUGGGGCGUUGGUGAUUAUUGCAGUUGCUGCAGUAGCAUUGUGGUUGUGACAAGGGAACUUGAUUCAGAAAUAUCUUAAGAUGAUGGACCUUCCGUUUUUCGUGUAGUGCUUCCAAAGUAAUUUUGUUUUUAUUCCGUUUGUCCCCAUCCCUUCUUGUCUCUCUUUUUUCUUUUGUGAAUCUAAUUCAAUCUGUGGU
Molecule: messenger RNA, 930 nt
Organism: Neltuma alba
Lineage: Eukaryota; Viridiplantae; Streptophyta; Magnoliopsida; Fabales; Fabaceae
Product: fasciclin-like arabinogalactan protein 12
Exons: 1
Coding region: 79-783 (234 amino acids)
Biological process (GO): plant-type secondary cell wall biogenesis
Cellular component (GO): plasma membrane
Source: RefSeq, a predicted model, not a curated record